Musa acuminata subsp. malaccensis (wild Malaysian banana) is the source of this 815-nucleotide messenger RNA. Its product is annotated as protein S40-1-like. Lineage: Eukaryota; Viridiplantae; Streptophyta; Magnoliopsida; Zingiberales; Musaceae. The record is from RefSeq and is a predicted model, not a curated record.
CCCUUCUACUGGACUCUGGCCUUCCUUCACAGUAACAUCAAUCUUCGUUCUCCUGUCGCUGGCCUUCCCUCCAUUUUCUUGCCUCGUGUCGCCGAGCCAGUGUUUGCGUUAACGUACGCGUCGCCUCUUCCUUCGACUGCGUUCGAGCAGCAAACCCGACGGUUCCUUAGACGUCGUUUGUCGUAUUAAGUUGGAGAAGAAGGUAUCGAGCAUCUGCUGCGGCCAUCCAAACUUAAGAGGAACACAUGGUCUUCCCUUCUAUAUAGAACCCCGGCCCCAACGAUGGAACAUUAAGCUGAGGGUAAGUGAUAUAUGGAGGAGUUGUGUGAGUCGGAUGUGAUGUGGCCGGACGGAGACGAGCGGCGGCCGUGCGACGCGCAUAAAGCGUGCAGCAGUUCGUCGCGCGCUCGGACUCGGACGACGUCCGCUCCGGUGGCUAUCCCGAGGGCCAGGGGCGCGCCAGUGGUCGACGAGGACCGGGAGACGGAGCUGGUGCCGCCGCAUGUCCUGGCGUCCCGCGGUAGGACGGUAGGGAAGGCGGCCUUCUCGCUGUGCACGGGGCAGGGGAGGACGCUCAAGGGCCGGGAUCUGAGCCACGUCCGGAACUCCGUGCUCCGGAUGACCGGCUUCCUCGAGGGAUGAGGAUGGAGUUGCAGUGGCGGCGCUGCGGGAGGAAACCAGAACCAACGCUGCGGGGAGAAGCUUCGAUUCAGUCUUUUGUAAUGUACACCUGAAGAGUGGUGUGUGCUGCUGCAAUCUACUGUAACCGGAAACAGAGUGAAGAAGACAUCAAUGCACCAAAUUUUUCCUCUGUU